Messenger RNA from Ictidomys tridecemlineatus (thirteen-lined ground squirrel), 6975 nucleotides. RefSeq names its product POP4 ribonuclease P/MRP subunit (gene Pop4). The record is from RefSeq and is a predicted model, not a curated record. Gene Ontology annotation, molecular function: ribonuclease P RNA binding. Gene Ontology annotation, biological process: tRNA 5'-leader removal; rRNA processing. Gene Ontology annotation, cellular component: ribonuclease P complex; ribonuclease MRP complex. Lineage: Eukaryota; Metazoa; Chordata; Mammalia; Rodentia; Sciuridae.
CCCGGCCGGCACGCGUUGGUGACGUCACGCGCGGCGCCAACUCCGCGCUCCCAAAGUCUCCGGAGGCCGACAACGGAGUAUCCGUGGAUUUCUCACACCGCGCAGCUUCGGGCACAAGGAACCUUUUCCGCCGAAAUUUUGCAGAGAGAGCCUCCUCGUGGCUGAGAGCUGCAGGACAGAGUGAAGAGAGGGAAAGAGUGAACGACGCUGAGGGAGACGUCAUCAGAGAGCACCGGAAGCGGCCCGACAAUGAAGAGUGUGAUCUACCGUGCUUUUUCUCAGAAAGAGGCAAAAGAGUACGAUGUUCAGCAUCAGGAAGCAAGUCAGGCAGAGGCCUUUGUGAGGGCCUUCCUAAAGCGGAGCAUGCCCCACAUGAGCCAACAAGCUUGUGAGGAUCAGCUGCAGCGCAAGGCUGUUGUUCUGGAGUACUUCACCCGCAGGAAGCGAAAGGAGAAGAAAAAGAAAUCCAAAGGCCUCUCCGCCAGACAGAGGAGGGAUCUUCGGCUCUUUGACAUUAAACCAGAGCAACAGAGAUACAGUCUUUUUCUCCCUCUGCAUGAACUCUGGAAACAGUAUAUCCGGGACUUGUGCAAUGGUCUCAAGCCAGACACGCAGCCACAGAUGAUUCAAGCCAAGCUGUUAAAAGCAGAUCUUCACGGUGCUAUUAUUUCAGUCACAAAAUCCAAAUGCCCUUCAUACGUGGGUGUCACAGGAAUCCUUCUACAGGAAACAAAGCAUGUUUUCAAAAUUAUCACCAAAGAAGAUCGUCUGAAAGCCCAGGAGAAGCAGCGAUGCCAGAAGCUUUGCCUUCUAGUGUCUUCCACCCAGACCACACUGGAAGAGAAACACCAGGGUGGAGAAGGGAAGUGUAAACACUGACUCUGUGACAGGAGAACAGAAAGACCUAGCUCUGUGACACUGCACCUCCUGGAAGCUCAGUGCAUCUGCAGUUCCACGGGACCAGCCUCGCUGCUUGGCCCUGCUUCCAUCCAGUAUGUUGGGCCCACUGCUCUCCAGGAUGCUUCUGAGGCAGUGCAGGUGCUCUCUCCAGUUAGCACACAGUCUUUGCUGCUAUGGUGCAUGGACUAGGGGACAGAGCUCAAGUGCCAGUAUAACCUUGGACAGGGAACCUGGCAUAGUAACUACAAGGCCUCACUGACUGAGAGCAAAAAAGCUGGGAUUUGAACCUAAUAGCCUGGCUCUAGAGCUGUAUUUUUUACUGUAGAAUGGCUGCAAAGAAGAGAAAGAGAAUGUGCUAAAGUAUAUAAUAUACUGUCUUUACUACCUGCCUUCCCACUAAGGAAAUGUCUGCCUUCAGUGCAAAGUAGCUUCUGUUCUUCCAACCAGCUGAAAGUGCCACAUUUGUAACAGCGGCAUAGGUGCUAUAACUCCCUGAGCCAUCCUGCCCGUUCCCACCCCUCUGCAAUGUAAAAGGCAUCCAAUGUUGUGUAAAUACACAGUUGCUUUCCAGAAAAGUUGUUGGUACCACUUGCCAUGUGAAAUCUGUUUUUCAUUUGGCGCAGACUCAAGUUUCUGUGUGAGUGGCUGUAUAAUUUGUAGACUUCUCUCCCACUCUGCCAAAGGAGACUUGGUGAGAACCCUCACCUGCCACAAAGCUGUGGCUGUGCUUGCUGGUUUCUGGGAUGUACUUUUGUCUUCUUGGCCCAUCCAGGGGCUACCAGGUCCCAGGCACUAAGGUCUACAUCCUCCUCCCAGGCAGAAGAGGGCCAAGUCAGGAAGGGCACAGGUCUUGAUGAAGCUACACAGAGCAGGAGCAUGGAUCAGGGAUGGCCAUGUCCCCACAGGCUGUGACUCAAGCCUUGUCGCAGUGGUACUUGGCAGUCUGAUCUGUGUCUAACCAAGGAGCAGGACCCUAGUAGAGGCUGAGGCCUUGAAGUGCAAGCCCAUGUUCCAUAUAGCUUAGUCUGCCUCUUGUAAAUCAUGCACCAGAAAAAGUGCCAGAGAGGCCAAUGGGGAGAAAAGGUGGCUACCAUCUCUAAGUUAGGACUUAGGAGGCUUCUAGAUCAGGAGGUGUCAGCCCAGAGACCCACUGUUCUCCAGAGUGAGCAGGCCCUGAGGCACUUUUCUAGUUCCCAGAGCCAUCUCUGAAUUGAGGAUUAGCUGCAACACAGAGCACCCAGGGGACAAGCCAGAGCCUCUCUGUGGGGAGAAAAGCAACUGGAGGGUGCUAUCAGUCUGCUCAAACCUCCAUAACAAAAUAUCAUAGACGGUGCUUCAGCAACAGAGUUGUUUUCUCAUAGUUCUAGAAGCAAGCAGUCCACAAUGAAGGUGCUGUCAGGAUUGGCUUCUAGUGAGGCCAGAAGAAGUCUUCGUGGCUUGCAGACAGCCAGCGCCUUCUCACUGUGUUCUCAUGUGGCCUGUCAUCUGUAUGCAAGGGGAGAGAGGUCUCUCUAGUGUGACUUCCUCUAAUUAGGACAUUGGUCCUGUUGGAUUAGGGCACCACCCUAUGACCACAUUUAACCUUAAUUGCCUCUUUAAAGACCCUAUUUCUUUCUGGGCAUAGUUGCUUAAUGCUUUUAAUCCCAAUAAUUCAGGUCUGAGGCAGGAGGACAUCAAGUUUGAGGCCAUCUUAGCAAUUUGUAAGACCCUGUCUCAAAAUUUAAAAAUAAAAAGGAUUGUAGAUAUAGCUCAGUAGUAAAGUGGCCCUGAGUUCAAUCCUUAGUACCAAAACCAAAAACAAACAACAACAACAACAACAAACUAACCCCAAAUACAGUCAUAUUGUGAGUUUUAGGGCUUUAAUAUACGAGGUGUUAGGAUCACUAGCCAGUUCAAUUUCUAGACCCUGAGCUCCCAUUUCCACUGAGUUAUAUUACUUGCUCUUUCAAUAACUUAGAUUCAGGGCUGCUCCCUAUAGAUCCUAAAACCCUUGGUUUGCUAAGUUCCCCUUUAUUUUUGCAAAUGCCAAACUCUUUCUCCCUUAUUGUGGGAGGAAAUGUAUACCAAGGUGGGCAACGUGAAUGAACCAAGGAGGCCCCUGGGAGGAUGUAGCUCCAAGCUUGGGCAGCUGUGGGAUCUGAAGAAUGUAUUCAAACCCAGGUUCAGGACAAGAGGCUUCAGGAUCAUCACAAAUUACCCAGGAAAUCAGUGAAAGGUUCAUGGGGGGUCUGUCCACUGAUGGGAAGAAGGUGUGUGGCUGCCAGUCUCAAACCCAUAGAAGAUGCCUAAGGUUCUGCCCAACUCAUUAAUGGAAGGAGAUAAAUAGCAAGAACUGCUAGGAAAGUUUUAAUUCAUGGGGCAGAUUGUGAAUUCUGCUGAUCCAUUCAAGUCCUGAAGUCUUUGGGGGUCUUAGGGUAACCAACUGCUAAGUGGGGCCAUUCGACUAGAUCAAAUUUUCCUAAAAUGAGAUCUUGGAACUUCCUGCAUCCAAGUCUGCAGAGUGCAAGUCAAAAGCAGCCAGAUCCUGUGCUGUACCUCAGACCUACUGCAUCAGACUCCAGGGACAGGACCUAGAUAGUUGUGUGUUUAUCUAAGACCCCAGCUGUUUCCUUCAAUCAUUGGUGUUUGAGGACGGUGGACUCCAGAUGGUGUCUAAAGUCUCUUCCAGCUCUGAUGUCUGGACUGUGAUUUAAGAUUUGGAACUCUUGGGCCAGCAUUUUCUGGAUGACAGAAAAGAUCAUCAAAUGACUGAUUUCCUAGGUUCUGAAAAGUAAACAUGAACAUUCCUCCAAAAAGCCAUAAAUUAUGAUAAAAAGCUUUCUUUCUGGACAAUGGCUUUAGUGUUAAUUUAGUUUGCAUUUCUUAGCUAUAAUGCCUCAUUAAGACAUCUGUUAAAUGUCUAUAAUAUUAAUUUAAUAGAGGGGGUUCUAAUAGAACUGUAUUGGAAUUGUCCAUUUAAUUAACCUCAUGGGCCUUUAAUGGAUGUCUUAAAUAGACAUCAUUAACAAGAGUGUUAGACAAAUUAAAAUUAGAGUCAAUAACAUUCUUGGUAAUUUUUCCUGAGCUGUGAAGGACGAGCAUUGCUAACUAGACAGGCGCAGAGAUGGGCUGCACACAGAGUAGCGUCAGAGCUGCCAUCCCUGGGGGAAUUUGAAUGGACAGGCCCCAAAUGGGGUUCACCAUUCUGUGCCCUGGUCAGCUUUGCCUAAAGAAGACGAUACUCUCCAGUCAUAACAGGAAGCUCUCAGGAGAAAAGAUUUGCCCUCCCCUCUCCAUAUGCCUUUCACAGAAAAGGUUUUCUCUCCUGGUCCAUCAGGCUGAGCUCCUGGAAGAGGAGGGGUUUGGUGAGGGAGGAAGAUGAGGAGGCUAUAGGAACUUGCCUAGAGAUUCUCACUAAAUACCAGAUGUCUACAGUAUCAUGGAUCAUGAGGUGGUAUCAUGGAGCAGGUGAGAUGGCAUAGACAGGGAUAGGGUAGAAUUGAUUGGGGUGAGUGGGUUCAGUAGGAUGAGAUGAGAUGAAAUGGAAAACAUCACUUUUCUUUUGCCUCUGCCCCUCCAUUGAACAGCUCUCACUCAAUUGAUUCGUCUUUCCAAAGUUAGUAGUCAAUUCUCCAUCUUGAUCUUACUUGGCCUUUCUCAUCAGCAUCAGUCAUCAUUAAUUGUUCCUACACCCUAAAACUCCUCUGAAUCCCCAUGCUCCCAAAUUUCACUCACUUCCCUGACUGCUGCUGCUUAGUGUCCUUGGGUGGAUUCUCCUCUUCCAAACUUCCAAAUAUUGGUAUGUGCCCUGAGCUCCAUAUUUGGAGUUUUUGUUAUUGUUGUUUUUGCUUUUGUACUAGGAAUUGAACUCAAAGGUACUUCACUAUUGAAGUUCUUAUUUUUUUAUUUUGAGACAAAUUCUCUAAGUUCUGGAGGCUGGCCUCCAACUUGCAAUCCUCCUUCCUUGUCCUCCAGAGUCACCAGGCACACAGGUAUGCCUGCUUUGGAAUUCUUUUCCACAUUCCCUCCAUAGGUGGUCACAUUCACAUUUCCAGCUAGACUUAAGACUCUCACAAUCAUGUUGUCAAUUAGAGUUGAAUAUGUAACUUUGUUUAUUGUCUUUGUUCCCCUGAUUAGUAUAUAAGCUUCUUAAGAAUAAUGACUUUAUUUUGAUCAGUGGAUCACCAAUUAUCUGGAAACAUAUCUGACCUGUAAUAGGUUUUUGAGGGAAUAAAAAUUCCGUUCCCCUGACAUCUGCACUUGGAUAUCUAACGAGCAUCCCCACUUGAGGGCCUCACCCAGAGUCGUGGACUUCCUCCUGCAAAUCCACACCCCUCCAUUCCCACUUCAGCAAAUGGCCUCAUCAUCUCUCCGUUACUCAGCUGGCAAAACCAGGAGGCAUCUUCCAAUCCUCUCUUGUGCUCAUGCCCCCAAUCAAUCUUUGGAGGUCUUGGUGGCUCUCCUCCCAGCUCUUCAUCUUCCCUGCACCAGCCCUCCUCUGCCUGCCAUCCCACUCCCAGCCACAGUCCCUCACUGGCCACGCCACAUGACCUUUGGAAACAUGACUCAAAUCAGGCCACUCCUUUGCUUAAAAACCAUGAGCAAUCUCUCACAAUUAAGUCAUGCCCCUGACCAGGGUUGCUGAGGCCCUCGCCACCUGCUACCUAGGCCAUCUUGUCCCCCUCCUCCCCUGCAUUCUCUUGCCACACUUGGAAGCCUCCUUCUCAGGGAGGCCCUUUCCCUCCUAGUUCCCCCCCAGCAACCCUUCCAUAUCAUAUUACACCAUCUUACACCUUCUGAAGCCCUUCUCAGUAGCUGACAAUUUUACCUGCUUGUUUAAUGUCAUUUUCUCCCACUAGGAUAUAGUAAGCUCCAUGAACGCUGGGAUGUUGCCUACCUCAUAUUCCAUUGUAACCAUCAUAAACCCCAUGUGAUGCAGAACAUGGCUUUUCAAACUUUGUAAAUGUUCAGUAAAUAUUUCUUGUCUGACCAAAAAGGAAAAAAAAAAUAAGACAAAGGUUGGUUCUGAUAGUGGAUAAGGGUUGGUGCACACAGAAGCCAUAAUGCCACCUAGUGACCUCCAUCUGGCCCAGUCAGAGCCCCAGGUGGCUUGUCCACUGCAGAGUAACACCAUAUCCUGACAUCAACAUGCUACCCCACCUUUCCACGCUGGCCAGCACCCUUGCCAGCAAGAGUCCCCAGGUGCCAAGAAAGCCUGCAUCAUUGGAGCCUUCCUCUGCUGCUAUUCAUACUGAUCAACCUAUACUCUGCAAACAGCUGUGACAUGUGACCAGUGCUUCUCUGUCCUUUUCAGUUUCACCCACUGAACCCCAGGGUGCAGGUGUGCUGCCAACACUGAGUCAGGAAACCCCAGUUCAAGGCUCAACUUACUCUUGACCUUAGUUCCAGCAGCAAAGAUGCAAAGAAAAGGGUUGUGGCAUUUAUUGUGGAAACAUUUAAUCUACACAAACUAAACUUCACCCUCUGCUAAAAAAGAGAGAGGGAGAGGGAAAUGAUGUUGCAGCUAAUGCUGCUAAUGGCCCUGCCUUCUGCUCAGUGGAAGCUUGCUUUGCAGUGAAGGUGAGAUGGGAAGCACCCUUAGUUGCCCUUGGUCUCCCCGAAAAGUGUGUGAUUACAAUGCUUUUUAUGAUUACAUGGGCCUGAAGCCAGUACUAUACUAGAGAGGCUUACACCAGCCAGCCAAUAGGUGCAUCUCUUCCCAACUCCACAUCAGCAGCUUGAACCUACCAUGGCAGUAUUUACACCACAGCAGAUACCACGUGCAGAAGUCAGGGCUUGUUCAGUAUUUACCACCACACCAUUGCCCGAAACACACAGAAGCUACUCUAUUCACAGCAGAAGCAGUGAACAGAGUAGUUCCCUCCGCGGCCCAACUCCUGGUGGAACUUGAGGAUCUGUCUCCCCAGUGCCCUUCCUGCAUAGGACUGGAGCCUAAAGGGCUGUCAUUGUCACAUGUACCUCUGUGACCUGGGGGCUAGAAAUAUGAGUGCACUUGCUGGGUGAAAACACAGCACUAUAAACUUUGUAUCCAUGUGCUUGUAUGUUAUACUUCAAUUAAAAAUGUUAUUUGUAGCA